GCCGGGAGUUGUAGGCGGAAGAGGGGCUGUGAGAGCAGCGGGAGGGACGGUUUGGGGGGUUCCCCCGACAUGGAGACCCCCCCGCAGGUACCGCCCGACCGCACCGGGCCGGGUGCCAUGGAUGCCCUGCACGAGGCCGGGAUCUGGGCAGCCCUGGCCCUGCAGGCUGGGCCGCCCUGGCUGGAGCAGUUCUGGGUCUACCUGACAUCCCACUUCGAUCCCAAAUCCAUCUACACCUUCUGCUUCCCGCUGGCCCACGGGCUGGAUGCCCGGGUGGGGCUUAUGGUGCUCUGGAUCGGGCUCGUGGCCGAGUGGCUCAACGUGGUCCUCAAAUGGUUCCUGUUUGGGGAACGCCCGUACUGGUGGAUCCAUGAGUCCGGGUUGUUCUCCCAGGAGGAGCUGGAGAAGUUACCACUGCGCCAGUUCCCAGUCACCUGUGAAACGGGACCAGGGAGCCCCUCAGGCCACUGCAUGAUCCCCGGGGCGGCCCUGUGGCCACUUGUCACCGCACUGACAGCUGAGGUGGCCCGGAGCACCCGCAGCCGGGUGCUGAGGCUGAUCCCUUUCCUUGCCUACAUCCUCUUCCUGGUGGCCAUGGGGCUCUCCCGGAUCUUUGUCCUGGCCCACUUCCCCCACCAGGUGGUCACCGGCAUCCUGGCAGGGUCGGCGCUGGGCUGGGGGCUGCAGCGCUGCCCCCCCAACUUCCGCGUGUUCCGGUUCUUCGUGGCGGUGGCUGUGGUACUGAUGCUGAGUGCGCUGGCCCUGCACAGCCUGGCCACGGCUGCUGGCAUCGACCUCGACUGGCCUGUUCGACCGGCGUGGCUGCGGCCAGACACACGGCCUUUUCGCCUCCUGGUCCGGGUGUGGCAGUGCUCGGGGGCUGGCCCUGCCAGGCCGAGACCUCCCGGUCGCCGGAGAGGAACACAGCUCUGGAUGCCGCUGCGGUGGCGACACGGUGCUGCCCUGCGCCCUGCAGCUGGGCACAAGGCUGCCAGGCCCCGACGCGCGCCGUACAGGCACGUGGUCGUGCACUACGCGGCCGGGCCGUUCCUGGUGGUCUCCGUCCUGCCCCGGUUCGUCAUCGCCCUCAGGAACUUCCUGGAGCCCUCCCAAGUCCCCCCCCACACCAAUUAGGAGGCCUCCGCUCUUGUUCUGGCUUGUUCUCGACCUCAUAGAGUAGGGGGAUCCCUGACCUGCCCCGGCUCAUCUGAGAGCCCCCCACACUGAGUAGGGGGGUGCCCACUCCCUGCCCUGGCUCA
Messenger RNA from Manacus vitellinus (golden-collared manakin), 1259 nucleotides. It is a transcript of the gene G6PC3, whose product is annotated as glucose-6-phosphatase catalytic subunit 3. Gene Ontology annotation, molecular function: glucose-6-phosphatase activity. Lineage: Eukaryota; Metazoa; Chordata; Aves; Passeriformes; Pipridae. Gene Ontology annotation, cellular component: membrane. Bases 70 to 1134 code for a protein of 354 amino acids. The transcript has 7 exons. The record is from RefSeq and is a predicted model, not a curated record. Gene Ontology annotation, biological process: glucose 6-phosphate metabolic process; gluconeogenesis.